AAUCUGGCCGAACCGAGCGCGAUUGGUGUCGUUCGCGCCGUGCCGGUUUUGCUUGAGGAAGGCCGCGUCGGCAGGCUUCGCAUCGCGCCCUUUGUGCGAACAGUUGAACGCACAAUGAACGACAGGAUGAACAUGGCGCCGGCUCAGUCGGCGAUGGCCGAUCGUUGGAACGCCAACGCUGCUGCCGCAGAGUCCAGGGGCCUGCCCGCCCGCGACAGUCCACAGCCGCCUAAAGGCCGUUGGGAGCGCCCACGCGGAGCGAUGGCCGCGGCGAUGGACCCGGUGCUGGAGCAGCUCUCGUACUUGCGCGGCCCCACCAGCGGCCUCGAGACACGCACCGUCGAGCCAAAAAAGUUCACCGGUCGGUGCCGCCUGUUCGUGGGAAACCUGCCCAACAACUUCACUGAGGAACAGUUCCGCAAGCUCUUCGAGAACUAUGGCGAAGUCGCUGAGAUAUUCCUUAACACCGCCAAGGGCUUCGGCUUCGUCAAACUGGAUACGCGGCAGAAUGCUGAAGCAGCUAAAGCUGCCUUGGACUUUAUGCCAAUGCAACAGAAACCACUGCGUGUGCGCUUUGCUACCCAUGGGGCUGCCCUCAGAGUGAAGAACUUCAGCCAGUGGGUGACCAACGAGCUUCUGGAGCUUGCCUUCUCAGUCUUUGGAGAGGUAGAAAGAGCUGUGGUCAUUGUGGACGAUCGUGGUCGCUCAGUGGGCGAGGGCAUCGUCGAGUUUUCACGCAAGCAGGCAGCCCAACAGGCACUGAAGCGUUGUUCUGAGGAGUGCUUUAUCUUGACAAGCACCCCUCGUCCUGUGGUGGUUGAACCGCUGGAGCAGCGUGACGAAGACGAUGGCCUGCCAGAGAUGAACUUUCAGCCAAACAACAAGCAGUUCCAGAAGGAGCGGGAGGCAGGUCCCCGGCUGGCUGAGGUGGGCUCGUUUGAAUACGAGUUUGCUAUGCGUUGGAAGAAACUGUACGACGAUGAACGGGCACGUCGCGAGCAGCUUGAGCAGGAUGUCCUUUCGUGCCGCCGCUCACUUGAGGACCAGAUGGAGGCACUUCUCUACGAGCACGAGGCCAACAUGUUGCGUGAGAAGCUGCGGAGAAUGGAGGAGCAGAGCAGCCUUAUGGCCCGGGAGCGAGAGAUGAGGCGGGAGGAAGAACGCAGGCGUGAAGAAGAGAGGCGUCGCCGUGAAGAGGCACUCUUCCAGCAGCAGCGGCAAGAGGACGAGAUGCGCUCCCGACGACGGGAAGAAGAAUUUCGAGGUGUGCCCCCACCACCACCACCUCCUGGAUUGUUAGCCAUGGCUGCCUAUGAAAGUGGAUACCGUGAUGGGGCACCACCCGGGGGAAAUACAGCUGCGCAGCGGCAGUCCCGGUUUGACCAAGGCAUAGCCGGGCAAGGGAGCCCUGGUCAGCAGCCACCGCAGCCAUCAAUGGGGGCAGGUGCUAUGAAUGGCACCAGAAGUGCACCUGGAGGCCUCAGAGACAUGAUGAUGCGCAGAGAUGUUCUGGACCGUGGAGAUUAUGACAUGGAAGCCAAGCGUGCACGCCGAUACUAAUUAACGAGGGUUUUAGUUUUGGUGUGGCAAACAUUCUGCCGCUCUGCCCUGUCUGCUGCUGGCUCUGACAGUCAUGUGCUCUCUCUUUCACAAGCUGGUUUACAUGACUGUCUGGGCAGUUGUGGAGAAAUGCCAAUGCACCAAACAGACACCUCCGGUGCAUGUCCCUCGAAGCAUCCGCACAUUUAAUCGUGUAAGCAUGACAAAGUCAUUGUGUUGUCCAAUGUCCAUGUCUCAAAUAAAUAGACCUAGUGUCACAUUACUUGCCAUGCUUCAUUUCACUUUGUAACCUCGUAAUGUUGGUAUGUAAUAAAGAGGGUAGUAUGGCAUAGUA
Dermacentor andersoni is the source of this 1894-nucleotide messenger RNA. Its product is annotated as splicing factor, proline- and glutamine-rich-like. The record is from RefSeq and is a predicted model, not a curated record. Lineage: Eukaryota; Metazoa; Arthropoda; Arachnida; Ixodida; Ixodidae. Gene Ontology annotation, molecular function: RNA binding.